AUGUUCCAUCCGUACUACCGUCGUGGACCUUCCCGCCUUCUCUGGUUUCUCAUCGGAGGAGGAGUCUUCGCCUGGUGGUAUCACCACAGAGAUAGGAAGGAGGCGAUUAUGCAGGGCAGAACCCCCGAGCAGUGGGGAUGGCACGGGUGCCACAAAUGGGGUAGAGAGAGGUGGUUAGAGAAUGGCCCCCAACAGCGGCAAAACGGAGUUCCCGCUACGGGAACAUCCGCCGCUCCCGCAGUGGCAGUCGAUGCCAAUAACAAGCCUGCGGCCACGACAACCCCUCAGCAGGGUGAUCCCUGGGAGGCUGAGAGGGAGAAGAUGAGGCGAGUUGGGCAGCAGUCGGUGGAAGCUGCUUCUGACAUUGCCGAACUUAGUCUGGACGGUGUGUUAUCCGCCGUAGAAGGACUUCGGAGCAAGCUCGCUGAGUUCCGUCAGCAACGGGAACAGCAUCGUGCACGUUCACAGAGUGACCCCUUGAAGCCAACGGAGCCCGAGUACAAAGUGUAG
This is a messenger RNA of Dacryopinax primogenitus, 510 nucleotides long. RefSeq lists its product as uncharacterized. NCBI's taxonomy places the organism in Eukaryota, Fungi, Basidiomycota, Dacrymycetes, Dacrymycetales, Dacrymycetaceae. Bases 1 to 510 code for a protein of 169 amino acids. The transcript has 3 exons. The record is from RefSeq and is a predicted model, not a curated record.